Papilio xuthus (Asian swallowtail) is the source of this 2101-nucleotide messenger RNA. Its product is annotated as cadherin-89D-like. Gene Ontology annotation, biological process: homophilic cell-cell adhesion; multicellular organism development; cell migration. The record is from RefSeq and is a predicted model, not a curated record. NCBI's taxonomy places the organism in Eukaryota, Metazoa, Arthropoda, Insecta, Lepidoptera, Papilionidae. The coding region runs from base 35 to 2101 and encodes 688 amino acids. The transcript is spliced from 12 exons. Gene Ontology annotation, cellular component: catenin complex; plasma membrane. Gene Ontology annotation, molecular function: cadherin binding; calcium ion binding; beta-catenin binding.
GUAUGCGUGUGUCGGCAGCUGACCUGAGGUGAAGAUGGCGGUGGUCAAAGUGUUGGUGUUGUUGCUACUGACGACUGCGACGAGGCACACCAGUGGUUGUAAUUUCUAUCCUGUGGGUGAAUAUCUGAAGUUUGUCAGGAUACCGGAGAACUUGAAGGUCGGCGAUGAAGUUUUACAAGUUGAAGUUCAUCCGAGGAAGAACUUGGUGUUACAAGCAGUGGACAAGGAAGAAGACGCUCAUUUGUUCACAUACCGCGAUGUGAACAGGACUCACGUGGCGGUGUUGCUGGCUCAAAGCGUGGACCACCUGGUCGACCGCGACGCCCCUCAGAAUGUCGUUAAGUUCCGUCUCGGCUGCGACUUCCACACGGGAGACGACCUAAUCUCGGCGUACCUGUCGGUGACUGUGUACAUAGAGGACGUGAACGACAACGCGCCGCGCUUCCUCGACCUGCCUUACAGAGUCACCGUAGACGAACUCACACCUCCCGGUCUGACAAUAUUCAAAGGCAUUCGUGCAUUUGAUCGCGACAAGCCCAACACUCCCAACUCCGAGGUGGAGUACAGUAUCACGGGCGGUGACCCUGCGGGCAGGUUCGCCCUGGAGGGGCCGCAUAAGCCAGGUCUCGUGCUCGCCAAAUCAAUAGACUACGACGCAGGAGACCGCGAGUUUCUACUCACUAUUACUGCAUCUGACCGCGGGUCGCCACCGCGCAGCACCAACACGACGGUACACGUCAUAGUGGCGGAUAAUGACGACCUGCCGCCGAAAUUCACGCUUGACGUCUACAGAACCAAGAUACCAGAGUUCUAUCCUCUACUGGGCAAACGCAUCCACAAGGAGUUGGUGUUCGAGCAGGCGGUGCGAGCGUUCGACCAGGACGCGGGUGUGGGCGCGCCGCUGCGUUACGAGCUGAUCUCCGGCGACACGCGCCGCUUCUCGCUCGGUCCCCUCAACGCCACUCUCUUCCUCGACGCUGAGAUCGAUCUGGACGCUGAGUCGUUGCCUGGCAAUACGUUUGUGCUGGGCGUGCAGGCAGUGCAAGUGGACGACCCGCGGCGUGCGGCGCGCGCCCGUAUCGAAGUCGAGGUGCUGGAUCUCAACGACAACCUGCCCGAGUUUGAGGUCGACUUCUACAACAUCAGCAUCGUCGAGAACUUACCCAACGGCUUCAGUGUUCUCCAAGUGAUGGCCACGGACAAGGACCAGGGGGACAACGCAGAGUUUACGUACCAGCUGAGCGACCCUCAGGGCGCGUUCUCCAUUGACCCCAAGAGCGGGUGGCUCACAGUCAGGAAUCAGACUGUUUUAGACAGAGAGCAGCAUUCUUCUUUAAGAAUGAAAGUGUACGCAAAAGAGAAAAAUCCGAGCGUAGUCGGCACAUUUCUGGACAAGCAAAGACUAUCAAAAUGGCGCCGUAACCCUCUGGUACCCGCUCUGCCGUUAAAAGAAAAAACUACGUACGUUUAUCCAGAUAAGAUAGGCACCAAGAAUGAAAAUAUCGAGUACUUCGAAGAUAUAAAUCAGCUUAUGUCUUUUGUAACAGUUGAAGUGACACUACUCGAUGCUAAUGAUAAUAAUCCGGUGUUUGUUCCGAGCAAUCUGUACGAGUUCACAGUCAAAUCGAACGCUAAAAUCGGAACUUUCAUCGGUAAUGUUAAAGCAGUAGAUCCAGAUCUGGGGACCAAUGGAAUUGUUUUCUACGAUUUACAAAGAACAAGUAAUCUAACGAUUACUUCCCCAUUUCAAGUCGAUGCUAAUUCUGGUGAGGUUACAGUUGCUCAAUCUCCAAUACUGGAAGGGAGGCAUGCUUUGUUUAUAGAGGCUUCUGAUCAGCCCGCUAAUCCUAGUGAGAGAAGAUACUCCUUAGCCGUGGUGACGGUUGAUGUGACUAGGUCUAAUACAGACAAACCAGAUUUCAUCGGCGCACCGUAUGAGUUUUGGGUCGGUUCAAACGUCGGCAUUGGAACAAGUGUUGGUCAAAUAAGAGUCAACGAAGCAAUGGAAAAACCAGAUAUAUCUUAUGAUCUCUUACAUGGAUAUGAAGAAGGAGGUAAUUUUAAUCACCAUAUUGAAUUUUUAAAGAAAGAUCUGGAGUGA